Messenger RNA from Osmerus eperlanus (European smelt), 8551 nucleotides. RefSeq names its product cAMP-specific 3',5'-cyclic phosphodiesterase 4D-like. Lineage: Eukaryota; Metazoa; Chordata; Actinopteri; Osmeriformes; Osmeridae. The record is from RefSeq and is a predicted model, not a curated record. Bases 1660 to 3840 code for a protein of 726 amino acids. Gene Ontology annotation, cellular component: perinuclear region of cytoplasm; nucleus; cytosol. Gene Ontology annotation, biological process: signal transduction. Gene Ontology annotation, molecular function: 3',5'-cyclic-AMP phosphodiesterase activity. The transcript has 16 exons.
AGUUACACUGCUGCUGACUGUAACUGGUUCUGAAGCCCACAGACAGACAGGACAGGGCUUCUUUGGAAAUGGACACUGAUGGACAUAAGCAAAGGGUUUUCAUGGAGCCGGCCAGCUGAAGGCAGUCAUAUAGGAUCCUACCUUACUGGAACCUUCUUAAGAAUUAUAAGGACGGUUCAGAGGCACCUCUGGAUUGGAGAGGUUUAUUCCUUCACAGAGAACUGAGCAUGAGGGACACAGACAGGGAGAUAGUGUGUAUAUGACUGAGGUGUUUUUGUCGAGUGUGAGGAGAAGUGACAGUGUUUAUAACUGUGAUCUGGCAAAGGUACUUUAGAUUGUCUGUUGAGUGUGUGCAUGCGCUGUUAGUGUGUGUGUGUGUUAGUCUGUGUGUGUGUGUAUACUAUAUGUGCAUGUCCCACACACGCUACAGGGCUUAGGAGUUUUUCACACAGCUUGAUGUUUCAUUGAAUGGGAUAUCCUCCUAGGUGUCUCCUCCUACAGUCCCCCCGUCACCCCUUCUUUGCUGGGUUUCUGUGGGAUAUGACCAGGAGACCAGGAGGACCACAGCACCAACCAGAAACCAGGGACCUUGCUCACAGAAUACACCAAGGUCAUUUAUACUACCUCUGUGGAGAUAUGUACCGCUACCAAGCUUUCCCCCAGCCUUGAAACUCAAAUAUCUGCUGUCAUAAAAGGAUUAAACAAGAUGGUGAAACGCAAAGAAAUACAAUUGUCAUUGGUUGCACAGUAGCACCUGUAAUGUAUCUUGCUAGUGCUGGAUAUCAAAGAUCGAUGGGCAUAUUGUUUUGGGUUCCAAUUGGAUGAGCCUUUCACUAGCAAUUAUUUGUGUCUGUGAGUGUUGUCUUUUUGGCCCUUUAGACGUUUUUAAAAGGGAGAAUAAAUAAAGCAAUAAUAGCUGAAUAUGAGUGGAAGUUAAGCCACCCCCAUGGGUUCGACUGACCAAUGACAUCAACAAAAGAAAAAUAAAGGCUGAGCUUCUGUUUUGUUGACGAUGGCAUCAGACAAAAAUAUGUUUGGGUUCAGGGUUGCAAGGGUUUUCUCAGAGAACAUUGUUAUUCCACUUAGAUGUCCAGUGUGAUUGAAAGAGGCAGGGCAACUGAAGGGGAAGAUUCCGAAAACAGGAAAGCAUUUGAUGGAAUCCAGUGAUGAGUUUUCUUCACAAUGACUAAGUACCGGAAGGAGUUUGAUGUCCUGGCUGGAAGACUUCCCAGGAAAAGGCAGAAGAGAGACAACCAUGCCAAUCUUAAAGGGAAAGAGAGUCUUCUUGACAGAUUAUUUUUUACUUAGCCAAAAAGGCUGUAAGAAGUAGAGCCAUAUAUACCCAAGUAUUGUUGCACACACAUCGUUUUCUGCCUUACCUCUGCACCCUGGACCAAUAUUUACCAUGUUGCUGUAGUGGAUACCCGUGACCUAAAUUUUUUCUCCAGGAUAAUAACUUUACUCCAAGAUGCCACAGGGAUAAUGUCUUCCUCUACCACAUUGAAACCCCCCAAAGCGUUGAGUGAAUUUCGAACUUCAGAAUUAUGAGAAAGGGAAGAGGGAACUAAGCCAUCAGGCAAAGCUUUUGAGGCUUGAGGUCUGUUUUGUAGUAGCAGAACAAAGCAAGUGGCCUCCUCCCUCCCUUAACCUUUAGCUUAAAUGAAGGCUGGUCGCGCUCAGGUAGGACGGGAGACGAAAAUGAUGCACGUGAACAACUUCCCCUUCAGGAGACAUUCCUGGAUCUGCUUCGAUGUGGACAAUGGCACAUCGGCGGGUCGAAGCCCAUUGGACCCCAUGGCCAGCCCGAGCUCCGGCCUUAUCCUGCAGGCCAACUUCGUCCACAGCCAGCGGAGGGAGUCCUUCCUUUACCGCUCAGACAGCGACUACGACCUGUCGCCCAAGUCCAUGUCCCGCAACUCGUCGAUAGCCAGCGACAUGAAUAACCAUCUGCAGAGGCCAGGCCUGGUCUCGCGACGGUCUGAACCCGUCAUUAGUGGAAAUCAUGGGGAUGACCUGAUAGUCACACCAUUUGCACAGGUCCUGGCUAGUUUGAGAACAGUACGGAAUAACUUUGCUGCACUAACCAACUUGCAACAAGACAGAGCCUCAAACAAGCGAUCACCCAUGUGUAACCAGCCUCCCAUUGCCAAGUUCUCUUUCUCAGAGGAGGCCUACCAGAAGCUGGCCACAGAGACCUUGGAAGAACUUGACUGGUGCCUGGACCAACUAGAAACACUGCAGACCAGACACUCAGUCAGUGAGAUGGCCUCCAACAAGUUCAAGAGGAUGUUGAACAGGGAGCUGUCUCACCUGUCUGAGAUGAGUCGCUCAGGAAACCAAGUCUCUGAGUUCAUUUCAAGCACAUUCUUAGAUAAGCAGCAUGAUGUUGAGAUGCCAUGUCCACAGACGCAGAAGGAAAAGGACAAGAAGAAGAUCAAGCCCAUGUCUCAGAUCAGUGGGGUAAAGAAGCUGCAGCACAGCACUAGUCUCACUAACUCCAACAUCCCACGCUUUGGAGUGAAGACUGACACAGAGGACUCCCUUGCCAAGGAGCUGGAGGAUGUUAACAAAUGGGGCCUUAAUGUUUUUAAAGUCACUGAGUUUUCUGGGAAUCGGCCAUUGACAGUUAUGAUGUACACAAUCUUCCAGGAAAGAGAUUUAUUAAAAACAUUUAAGAUACCAUUAGACACCUUCAUCACCUACCUGAUGACUCUAGAAGACCAUUACCAUGCAGAUAUUGCCUACCACAAUAACAUCCACGCUGCAGAUGUCACCCAGUCCACCCAUGUACUUCUGUCCUCACCUGCUCUAGAGGCUGUUUUCACAGACCUGGAGAUUUUGGCAGCCAUUUUUGCCAGUGCUAUUCACGACGUAGACCACCCAGGAGUAUCCAACCAGUUUCUAAUCAAUACCAACUCAGAGUUGGCACUAAUGUACAACGACUCAUCAGUCCUGGAGAACCAUCACCUGGCGGUGGGCUUCAAGCUGCUGCAGGAGGAGAACUGUGACAUCUUCCAGAACCUGACCAAAAAGCAACGCCAGUCCCUCAGAAAGAUGGUCAUAGACAUAAUACUAGCUACUGACAUGUCCAAGCACAUGAACCUCCUAGCAGACCUCAAAACGAUGGUGGAGACCAAAAAAGUCACCAGUUCUGGAGUGCUCUUACUAGACAACUACUCUGAUAGGAUACAGGUACUCCAAAACAUGGUGCACUGUGCAGACCUCAGCAACCCCACCAAGCCCUUACAGCUCUACCGCCAGUGGACGGACCGGAUCAUGGAGGAGUUCUUUAGCCAGGGGGACAGAGAGAGAGAGAGGGGAAUGGAGAUAAGCCCCAUGUGUGACAAACACAAUGCCUCAGUAGAAAAGAGCCAGGUGGGCUUCAUUGACUACAUUGUCCACCCCUUGUGGGAGACAUGGGCCGACCUGGUGCACCCGGAUGCCCAAGACAUCCUGGACACCUUGGAGGACAACAGGGAGUGGUACCAGAGCACUAUCCCACAGAGCCCCUCACCUGCACCAGACGACCCUGAGGACGGCAGCCGGCCCUCCGGAGGGGACAAGUUCCAGUUCGAGCUCACGCUGGAGGAGGAUGGGGAGUCAGACACAGAGAAGGACAGUGGCAGCCAGCCCGAGGAAGAAGAAGAGGAGGAGAACAGCUGCAGCGACUCCAAGACGCUCUGUACUCAGGACUCGACAGAGGUCCUGUUAGAUGAGCAAGUGGAGGAGGAGGAUGCAGUAGGGGAAGAAGGGAAGGUGGGGAUCCCCAGAGAACCUAGCAUGGCAGAGUUAGAGGAGGAGGAGGAAGAGGUGGGGGAACAGAGACUGGCUGAUACAUAGCAUUGGUAGGAAACAUGGGGUUUGUUAAACUCUUGAGACUGUCACGUAUCGAUGAUUAAAAGGGAUGAGGCAAAUGCUAAUAUUAGCUAUUAGCAAUGAUGGUGGUAUUAACGGCCUCAUUCCAAAGUGCACUUGCACUCCUCAAGCCCGUACCUCUCCACACUUAAUGCUGCCUAAUGCAAACAGGGUAGUUUACCCCACCUUACAAGACACCCCCGGAGCUACACACUAUGGCACUCAGGAAAUAUUUCCAUCAACUUUUCGCCUCAUUUUUGUUUACCUUUUUGGUGAAUUCAGGCUAUGCGAGAGAGGUGUGUGUUUUCCCACAUUUUAGGCGGGACACAUUUGAUCAAGAAGUAGUUCAAAAGGUUAACAAUUAUAUUUUUCAUUCUUACCUUAACCUCUUCUAGCCCUGCCUAAUUCCUGUCAGAACAGGAUGUAAACAGGACUUCUAGACUGGGUGUUGUUUGACUCCUGACUGACCACAGCUUGAGAAGGAACGCUUUUGACAGAACACUAGCUUCAAAGAGAGAUAGACUGAGAAAAACGGGCUGUAAUGUGAUACCAGUUCAACUAAGCUGUUUUUCCAGCUGAAGGGAGAAAAGGUGCAUCUGAAAAACCAAUGAGGGAUGUUGCGGGAGAGAAACUAAGAAAUAUACAAUGAUCAUGAGGAAUUCAAAGAUACCCUUUUUCUAAAGUUCAAGUCUUCCUUGAAACCAGACUGGUAGAAACCACAGCUGAACUGUUUCAACCCCCUCAGUUUUUGUAUUGUAUGUAAGACAAAUACUUUUUUAUUUAUUUUACUUUUAUUAACAGAGAGAGGGGGAAAACAAUAUUUGUCAUAUUGCAAUCAUUGUUAUCAUACUUUUUUAAAGAAAAUAUUAAUGUGGUCUUUCUGGGAUUGUGCGCUUGCUCUUAGUGACUUCUCACUGCUACCCUCCAUUGCUCCAUUUUUUUAAAAUUAUUUUACUAUCCAGAUAUGUAUUUGAUGACAUCUGCUUUAGGGGUUAUUCAUGUACAUUUACUCAUAUUUUACCCUCUGUGGUUAUUAAGACCAGAUAUACAAAAACACAUUUCUAACAUUAGCAUAAAACGACUUGUCUUGUAAACCAUCAAUUCAUCUAUGAAUUAAAAAAAUCUUUCAGUUAUGUAAUGUUAUACAUAACUAGAUUAAUACUGUUGCAGCUCACCCCAAAAAAUUUAAAUGGAAAAAAAGACAAAUGGAAAAUGAUCAAUGCACAAUCUUUAAUCUUUAAAAUUAGGUUUAUUUAUAUUGGUGUUUAUGAUACAAAAUAUUGGAUUUCACAAAACAAGGAACUAGGGUGAAUAGUACAUUUAUACCUUGCUAGGUAUUUAUCCAAAAUAAAAUGAGGGAUGCUUUUUUGUGUGUUUCAAAAACACCCAAAAAAACCAUCUAUUAAAGGUCCCAUGACAUGACAUUUUCACUUCAGGAGGUUAUUUAACAUUAAUAUGAGUUCCCUUAGCCUGCCUUUGGUCCCCCAGUGGCUAGAAAUUUCGAUAGGUGUAAACCAAGCCCUGGGUAUUCUUUUCCGCCUUUGAGAAAAUGAGAGCUCAAACACUCGGUUUUGAAAAUGUUCCUAUUAGGACGUCAUAAUAGGGAAGGUUAACUCCCCUUUCUGUGCUUUGCCCAGACAGAGAAUUUGGCCCACCAAUGAGAAAAUGAGCUACGACCGUGCGAGCGCGAUAUUGUUUUUUCCUCAAGAGACAUCAUAGCUCGCAAACGACAGAGGCAUGGCAGUUAGCCCCGCCUCUUUCUUCCUCAUUAGCAUUUAAAGCUACAGACACAGAAACAGCACUUCUGAGGAAAGCUCAUUGUGGGACUGCUCGUAGUGGCUGUAAUUCUGCACCAAGGCUGAAUUUCAGGAAAGAGACUUCAGAUACAGUAUUAGGGGACCACUAAGGCCUAUAUAAAAGCAUCCAAAAACAGCAUGUCAUGGGAUCUUUAAUGUGUGUCUGUUGAAUUGUGUGAUAGAAUGCCAUCAUCUGCAAACCAAUUUUUUUAUAACCAGAGCUUAACAACCACUUUUUUUCUAAUCUGUGGUAUUUUAAUGCCAUACAUUUAAGCAAAUUGACUUUGCAAGCAAAUCAUCCUUUUAUAUUUUUUUCGCACAAAUCUCACAUUGGACAAUAAUCUAUAUAGAUUUGGAAGUGGCUACUUCAUUAAUGAAAGCUGUGUUACAUAAAAUACAUGCUUUGCAUUCAAAUGCUAAGCAUACCUUUGCCCUAAGGAUUCACAGAGUACAUAAAUGUAUAUACUCCAUAGUCAUUGUUAAGAAAGUACUGUAGCAGGAUUUGUAGCAAAGCCUGUACAAAGUACAUUGUGCACACCCAAUACAUUGUGCUUUAUGUUCCAUUAUUCCAUUUCAAUAUAAUGUUUUUUGCGGGAUAAUAUGUCGCUUUAACCCUAUUGCUCUCCUUUUAUGCCAAAACCUUUUUCUUCUUCUUUGCUUAACUUGCACAAUGCACCACACACCCUUUUGUCAAGUGGCUUUUUCUUUUUCAAAAAGUUUUAUUAGGUGUUAUUUAUAAAAUAAUUAACACUUCCACUAUGAAUCAUCUGUAUACAGAAAUGCAUUACAGAAGAAAUCGUGUGCACUUACAUUUGCUGUAAUGGGAAGUAAUGCACUGUCAGCAAGUGUUCAAGUGCAUUAUGGGUGUGUCUCAAUAUAAAUGCAUUAUACAUUCACUGGUUCAUAGUAGACAGUGUUACAUGGAUACAUUAUUUAUGUUACUGUUAUGCCAUCCUAUGUCAAGACAGCACUGUGUAGAACACACGUAGCUAGCAACAUUUGGUGGACCACCUAUUUAGAGCUCCCGAUCAGUUUUGUUGGUAGGAUAUGUACUUAUAACACUAUCAUCUUUCAGACAUUAAGGAUUAAUGACUUGUGUCCAGAGAGUUGAUCCUGGCUUUACAAUUGAAUUUAGACGUAAUAGUCUUAAAUAUAAUGUUAGUUUUUAUUAUUAACGUUUGCGUGCCAUGUUUUUUGUUUCUUUUCCUCACCGGACAACCUUACCUGUUAAUGGACUUUUCUUGUUUGUCUCUGUUUACAGACCGUAUAUAUAUUUAUUAAGCUGUACAUAAUUUUCUUACUCUAUCAUCCCUAAUGGCGAUGGUGUUGCUGUAUUUGGAAAAACUCUUGUUGAGAGAAUGUUUAUUAUUAUACAUACUUAUCCCAUCUGCUGUUCAAAGUGAUAACAUGGAUACAAUGGAUACAACGACGAACAUGUCAUUCGUGGGGGUAAGAAGGGAGGGAGACAAACUAAACAAGAUGUGACACACCACUUGUAUUUGGCCUCAGGGCUGUGCCUUAAACAAUGUCCUUAUUUAUUAGUGUGCGCUUGUGCGUGAGUGCAUUUGUGUAUCUCUGUGUGUGUGUGCGUGCACACGUGUGCACAGAUGUUUUUCCUCUUUAGUCUGCUUUAGAUACAUGUUCAGGGCAUUUGAACUUUUCCUCAGUGGUAAGAUAUACUGUAAUAAGUGCUAUUGCUAAGUGUAACUCUUUGUUGAACAACAGCUGCAGUAACUGGAUGGGAUAUAGGUCUUAUACAGUACAUCAAAGCAGUUCAAAGGCCCACACUUCGCUGGAUCCUCAUAGUAUGCAAAACAGCAAAUGUUUCAGUUCAAAAGGGUUGCCUGUCCAUGUGCUCAUAAACUUUGAUGGUCCAGAAAGAAACCUCGGUAAAUACAAUUUAUGGAAAGUCGCAAUGCACAAUGCAAUGGAAAGUCUACAACUUUUUCAACCUUACAGCCUUAAACACAAAAUAUGAAAUAUUAUAAAUAUUGUUUCUCACUUGUCUACACACUUGUAUUGGUUUUGAAAACCUGUUUUACACAUUUUGUUAAAAUGUUUUUAAUUUCAAACACAGAAAUAGAUCAUUUGCAAAAGUAUAAACACCCAAGUACAUUUUAAGAAAAGUUGUCAUGUCAUUACUCUUUCAAGCACUGAUUUUGAUUGACAUCACCCAGCUCUUGGUAUGUAAUUUUACCCUUCCAACCUGAUACUACUGGAUCACAGAUUUCAGGUAAGAGAUGUUUCUCCAGGUAGGUUACCAAGUAUGGCUUCUAUUGUAUGUCAUACUCAGGGGUGUUAUAUCUAAUUUGAUUACAAAAAUAAUUUCUCGAAAACUAAUGCAGUAAGGUUAAAAAGGGGAUAUUUUCUAACAGUAGCCUUUCUGUAGGCAUUGUUUUUGGCAUAACACCCUGGGUAUACCUACAGUAAAAGUCAUUUAUUGACUGGAUUAGAUCUAUUCAGAGUACCGUGCCCUUUUCUAUGAAUUAUCUAUGCAUUCUAUUUCUAUCUGAAUGACUAAUUAUAAUGAAUCCCUAGUUUGGCCCAGGUCAAGUGUAGGCUGGCCUGCAACAUGUCCUGUCCAGUCACAAAGUGGGUAGUUAGUGUGUAGAAUCUUUAAAUGGGUUGUCGCCUCUCAAACGCACAUACUGUAGCCCUAGACCAAACCUGAUGGUAGCUCUAUUAUAAUUAUGAUUAUUAUUGAGAUAAAAACACUUGAAAUGUUAUUUAACUUCUUUAGGCUUUGGCCAACAAUCUCUGAGGAAUUAUUUUUCACGGAUCCCUCAUCUCCAAAUGUCACUUGGUAUGGAACUGUAGAUUAUGCUCACUUUCUUAUGCAACAGAUGAAAUAAAAGCAUGGGUUGAUUCUUCCUACACCUUAAACCUGUUUGUGGUUUUAU